Molecule: messenger RNA, 2445 nt
Organism: Carassius gibelio (silver crucian carp)
Lineage: Eukaryota; Metazoa; Chordata; Actinopteri; Cypriniformes; Cyprinidae
Product: CMRF35-like molecule 5
Exons: 6
Coding region: 173-1021 (282 amino acids)
Source: RefSeq, a predicted model, not a curated record
ACAGUGUGCAAAACGCUCUCAGCAACAUUCACCAAGCUCACAGCAGCUAAACGCUCGCUCACAAUCGCUCCGCCCACUCAACCGGCACACACGCGCGCACACAGAGAGAGAGAGAGAGACACAGAGAGAGAGAGUUUGAGCUCUUCAUUGAGAGACCAGCAGCUGCACACAGAUGAACAGAACGAUGGAGACCUGUGAUGAUAAACUCCUCAUAUUUCAGCUGCUGCUCCUCGUGUCAGUCAUGGCAUGUGAGACGAGUGAGAUCUUGACUUUCACUGCACAUGAAGGAGGGAGAGUUGAGAUACAGUGUCCGUAUGAGGCUAAAUAUGAAGAAUAUAAGAAGUAUCUCUGCAGAGGAAAAUGUCCAAUAGUGUUUAUUAAAGACAAGCCUGUUGAAUCUGAAUCAGCAGCAAAAGACAAGAGAUUCUCUCUGAGUGACAAUAAAACAGCCCACAUCUUCACCAUCACCAUCACUGAUCUGAGAACAGAGGAUCGAGGUCAAUACUGGUGUGGAGUAAAGACUGGAUUUGGAUAUUUUGAUUAUAAGAGAGAGAUUUACCUGGAAAUUAAACAUGAGAGGAUGUCACCCAAACCAUCAGCAACAACAGCUUCAUUUCAGACCAACAAACCAGCGACAGCAGAUACUGAGUCUGACCGAACCGUCACAUCUUCAUCUUCAUCAUCAUCAGUGUUAAUGCUUUUCUCAGAUUUCACAUCAAUCGUUAAUAUGUCAGUUAUGGGGAUAUUGAUGGUGUUUGGAUUCCUAUUGUUAAUUUACAACAGAUUCAGACGAAAGAAAGAAGCAGAGCGGCUGAAAGGAGACGUUCUUGUCUUGGCUGAAAAUCUGUCCACUAAAGAAGCCACUCAUGUUGUCUGUCAUUAUGAAGAGAUCGUUUGCACAGAUAAUCAUUCUGGCUAUAUUUUGGGUCUUCCUGUUUUUGAUGAACGUGACUCUCAUAAUACUCUGACCUAUUCCACCGUCAUAUAUCAAAGUGUGGGCUCUGUAACUCUCAGUCCAUGAAAGACUGUGAAGCUUCAUGGACACCGGGUUGAUUAACAGUUGAACUGUUUGGUUAUAUAUCUGAAUAUGAUGGACUUUUAUUUAUUCCAUAUUGAUGAGUCUUGGAGUCUUGCAGAACAAUGAACCAAACCAAGUACAUUGAGAAGAAAUCAGUAAGUGAAGAGAGCAAAUGCCUUCUGUCAGGUUAUCACUUCUGUAAAUAACUGAAUUGUUUGUGAAUGUAACCAUCAUGAUUAGACAAAUGAACUUUUUUUGAGAUUUUGAAUCUAUUGAACUAAUUGCUAUGCAAAAUUAUUCGAUGUUUUGAAGUGAGGCCUGCUGAUCAAAAUGCCAUAAAAACUGCCAUAAAACACCUUUAAAACCUAAUGUUUUAUUGGAAGUGAAAUCUAUUAAAUGCAAUUAGCAAAUCAUGUAACACUGUUAAAUGUGAGAUUUAUAAUAUGUGUACUUUUACUGGUUUGCUGGGGCUUGCUAAACAGAUGGUCAGAGACUAUUAAUGGCUAAUCUUACUUUUUGUUAUAAAAAUGUGCCAUUAAUAUGUAUAUGUAUAAAAUGUGUAUAAGAUCAGAUAAAAACCAUAAACACUGGAUCAUGGAUUCACAGACAUCAUCGACUCUUAGCGCAAAACAUUUAAAACUGGAAAACAUUUCAACAUAAUUAUAACGUAACUAAGACUUAUUCACUGAAAUCAAGUUCCACACUUUCAUACAUGCUCCAGUUCACUAGUUUCUUAAAUACAGGAAUGAUAACGUAUUAUGCUGCUGUGUGAAGUAUGCCAUUGUAUUUGGAAAGAUAUAGUCCAAUCAUCGCCUCAUCUAUUGGAGCUUGGAGCCUGAUGACUGCUAUUAGAGGCAAUACUGAGUUAAUGUUCAUCCAAGUUUAUUUCCUACAGAGUUUGCUCUUUUAAUCAAUUUUUUUUUUUUUCCAUAAAUGAAAUUGAUGGUUUUAAAAUAGACUCAUCCCUGUACCCUACACUACAAGCAUGUUUGUAGACCUAACUAAGUGAAGGUACAUGCAUCUGUACACUGUGGAAUAACAUUGUCUUGCUUUUUCCAGUUAAUUCCGCAUGAAAAGUUGAUAUGCAGAUUUAAUUAAACCAUAAUCAUAAAGGUAACUUUUAAUUCAAAAGUCAUUUUUGUAUGAUCAAUUAAAUGAAUAAAUAAAUGACUAAAAUAUGCCGACGUAAUAAUUGGACCAUCCUGACACCAAGUGGUCACUUGAGCAGGUUACACACUUUACAACGGAUCUGAAUGAUGCUUGAUGUCUCUUGGCUGUGGUCAGUGUCAGCAACUUUAUUAAAUAUAUAUUCAUUCAUGUUCAUGUGUGCUUAAAAGUCUUCGAUCUCUUCUAAACACUAGGCUGAAUUUAUUUGUAUCUGCUAGAUUAAUAUAUGUAAAUGUAUGAUUUGAUUUAUUAAGAUAACA